CAGGAGGCGGGGCUCCGCGACUCGGCGGGGCGUGGCCGGGCGAUGGCGUCCGCGGAGCCCAGUGGGCCUGCGGCGCGGGCGUCCCUCCCGGGACCCCGGCCCAGCGGGACCGGAGCGGCAGGGCCGCCCUCCGGGCGAAGCGGCAUUGGAGUCCCCCGGCUGGGGGAGCGGACCCCGGCGGCUGUGGAGAAGCGGGGGCCGUACAUGGUGGCGCGCGCGCCUUCCAUCCAGGCCAAGCUGCAGAAGCACCGGGACCUGGCCAAGGCAGUUCUGCGGAGAAAAGGCAUGCUGGGGGCCGCGCCCAAGCGCCCCGACUCUUCAGGGAAAAGGUCAGUGAAGUUUAACAAGGGCUAUACUGCUCUUAGUCAGAGUCCAGAUGAAAACUUGGUGUCCCUCGAGUCUGACAGUGAUGGAGAGCUGGAAUCCAGAUACUCCUCCGGGUAUUCCUCUGCAGAGCAGGUGAACCAGGAUGUGAGCCGGCAGCUGCUUCAGGAUGGGUAUCACCUGGAUGAGAUUCCAGAUGAUGAGGACUUGGACCUCAUUCCCCCCAAGCCUAUGACCUCCUCAACGUGCUCCUGCUGCUGGUGCUGUCUUGGGGACUCUUCCUCCUGUACCCUCCAGUAGACGUAACCCCCUAAGAUGGGUCCUGCUCACCAUGCCUGCCAGAGUCCUGUUGGCCCUUCAUCGGUCAGAGUGGAGUGAGAAGUGCUCUCAAGCCCAGAAUCACUGGAGACACUGACCCUCUGGGAAAGUCAGUGACCGCAGUUAUCCUAUACCUGGUGUUUCUCAGGCCAGAGGCCCCCAUCUGGGCCAUAGGGUGAUAGUUGGAAUUCUGUAGUUUUCCUCUACUGUUGGAGAAACCACUUUAAUAAGGGCAGGAACAGAGGAAUUCUGGUUCUUAUGAUGAGUGACAAAGUUGGCUAAGAGAAAAACUUGCAGACGUCUUGACUGGUAUUUGCUAUCAUGCUCUAUGGAGGGAAAAGGAGAGCUUUUGUGCCUAGGCUGUGCUGGAUGGUGUUUUAUGGGGCAGAAAAUAGCACUUUAUGGCUUGCAGCGGGGAGUCUUUGAAAAAGAAUUUAACUGUUUGGGACCAGUUCAGUUCAAGAAAUUCCAUACGCUCUCCUCUUCCUAGCUCCAAGAUGGGUUACAUGUUUGACCUUCAAAAAAGCAUAAAGCAGGGCCCUUUGGCCCUCUUCCAGUUGUUCCUCUUUGACUAUAGCAGGGAGUACAGUAGGUUGCUUGAUGGCACAGCCUUGUCAGGGCUUCCAGAAUCCCUGGAAGCAGAGCAUUCCCAACUGGCCCAACUGUCUGGGUGAGCUUAGUAACUUGGUCAGUCCAUCCCUAGAGAAAAACUGCUCUACUAUGUAGACAGAAUUUGUCUUUCCUUGGUUGCUAUUCUUCACUUGGUCUUAGCUAAUAUCUUCACCCAGUCUUUGAGCUAAAGUUGGGUGAAGGUUCUAGAGCUCUCCCAGACGCCAGCAGUUUUUGGUUGCCAGCAGAGGGAGCUGCAGGAAUAGGUAGGUACCUUCCCAUUUGUUUAACUUUUUUUAAGUUCCCUGACCAGGGAGGGUUCCUGCAGUGGAAGCACGGAGUCCUGACCACUGGACCACCAGGGAAGUCCCUCAUUUGUUUAACUUUUUACACUUGAGCAGCAAUGGGUGGGAAGUAUACUGGUGCAGCUGUGUGGUCUUUGACAUAGACAGAGGAUCACAGACAGGAUGAGGAAGGACCUGUGAAAGCUCCCAAGGCCCCGCCUGAGGAUAUGAUCUUGCCAUUGCAGACGGCCUCCCUUCACCCUAGCAAGAACCAUUCUGUUGCAUCCAGAUUCCUCUGACCACAGCAUGGGCCUCACGGUGGAUACUCAAGACUGGGCUUUGGGUGCAACACAGCCUCUCUCAGCCCCCAGUCUGAACAAAGCAAAGGCAGACAUAAUCUCCCCUGUGAUGACGCCCCCCUCCCCAUAGCAUUUCUUGCUAUACCAGACCUCCCUCUGGAAUUUAAUUUUCCAGUGGUUCCUUUUUUUUCUUUUGCCUUAUCUAAAACCAAAUGGGACUGAAUGGGAGUGGACAGGGCUCCCAGCCUAAGGGGUAGGGCAGUCAGGAUUGAGGUACGGCCCCAAUGUGGGAACCUGCCCAGUCUGUUGCUUUAUUUGGUUAGGACAGAGUAGCCUGAGACAGCUGCUGGGGGGUGAGGAUGGCAGUGGGACCCCAACACCAAGGCCCUCCGGUGGUGCUUGUUAUAAAGCCACGCUGGUGUAUUUGGCUGCACCUCUCCUGGGAAUGUUUCAGAGCUGACUGACCCUGUGUGGGAGGCGUUACCUUUGUAGCAAAAGUUGCAAGAACACUGUACAGCAUAGCAGGGUAGAAGUGGUCAACUGCUUGGGGCUAGAAGCCACAGGCUAACAUGUCACCAAUAAAGGCACCAAGGUGUCUAGAACCAACUGCCUUAAUGAAGAGUGCUGGGUGUCCUGUAGGCAACGGCACUCUGGGGAGACGGGGGUAUUCAGGCUGACCUCACAUAUGGGAGUGGAACUGUAUGGUGUUUACAGAGUACAGAACUCUUGGCUUCGGCUUCUACAGCUCUGUAAGUUUGUGAGAAUAAAUACAAUCAUGCUA
Messenger RNA from Hippopotamus amphibius kiboko, 2615 nucleotides. It is a transcript of the gene FAM219B, whose product is annotated as family with sequence similarity 219 member B. The transcript has 5 exons. The coding region runs from base 43 to 624 and encodes 193 amino acids. Lineage: Eukaryota; Metazoa; Chordata; Mammalia; Artiodactyla; Hippopotamidae. The record is from RefSeq and is a predicted model, not a curated record.